CAACUCUCGGAUCACAAUGGAAAGCUUCGAAUACCGAAGCAUUCGUUUCUCGGCAUCGAGGCAUCGUUGAGCAAUGGUCUCAACGGCGUGCAGAUGUUUGUGCAACACUGACUGGUUUCCAGAUGAGGCACAGGACUUAGACUUCGAUGGCUUGGGCGGGGCUGCUGUGCCCAUUCAGCCGGCGCGAUUUUCAGACCUAUUGGCCUACUCCACCGAUAUGGGUCAAUCCUUACGUGGAAAGCCCUUGCGAGCUGGUGACGUCUGGUUCUUGCGAUCAGAUUCCGCUGCUGAAAAGGUUCAGGUGGCUCUCUAUGUCAAUGGUCUCGCCAUCGCCCAUAACGGCAAAGAGGUGCGUGCAUGCUUUUCGCCCUUUACACUGGUGCGGAACUGCAAGUUUCAAGAUUCUGCGACAUGCAGCCAGCUCAUGUCUUUGAAGAUUUUCAAGAUCUUUUUCUUUGUGAAGAAUCUCUGUUACUUCUUCGGCGUUUCAGCGGAUGAUGAAGGACUGGCCGAAAAGGAGCGGCAACAGUGGGUGGCGGACGUUGCCAGAGCAGUGCAUUUGGUAACGCAAUCCUUGUUCCCUCCCUUCAGCAUCUCCUGCGAACCCAUUUGUGCAGCGGCUGUAACAGCAAGGAGGCUGAUGGCAGGUUAUGUCUUGUACCAUAGUGGGGAUGAUGUGGCCACGAUUUUAUAUGGCGAGCUGUCCCCUCACACUCGUGGUAGCGAUCUGGCCAGGCUCGCUUUCUAUGAAAACGAGCAAUGUCAACGUCUAGCGAUGGAAAUUUGGCUCUCGGUGGCCAGCAACUGUUUUGAAAAGGUAGGUGUGUCUUGCACGUGCUUCUGCAUCAACGGUCAUGACUUUUCUGCACGGACGAUGGCGGAAAGAAAGCUCUGGCUUCGAGCCAUUUCCAAUAUGAAGGUAAAGUUGCAGAAUGCUGCGCCUGCACCAAGUCGUGAAGAUUUGGCGCACUACCGAGAGGCCAUUGAGGAGCAGGUCCGCUCUUUGGAGAACAGCUUGGAAGGCCGGGGCCCCGUGGAUGCUUUGCUGCAACGGAUCCAGUGGGAGAGGUCCGAGAUCUCCCGGACAGACGAUGGAAGCAUCACGGCGGAGGAGGGCACGCUGGCCUCGAAGAAACCCAUGGCCACAGUGGCACUGUCAGCGGCCAAAACGGGCGCUGGCCGAAGUGCGGGUCCCUUGUCACAACGAAGUGUGGCCAGGGACUCCUCUCGCCCUCGGUCACCGAAACAAAGCUGCCGGGACUCUUUCUGAGAUGAUCCAACAAAAACAUCUUAAAAAAGAACAUGGAUCUGGUGGCUGAAAGUGGCUGCCGAUCUAUGAGGAUGCAACCGCAAACGGUGGGAAGCUGUAAAAAGAAGCAUGGUCC
Cladocopium goreaui is the source of this 1385-nucleotide messenger RNA. NCBI's taxonomy places the organism in Eukaryota, Dinophyceae, Suessiales, Symbiodiniaceae. The record is from the annotation of a GenBank genome assembly.